Messenger RNA from Metarhizium brunneum ARSEF 3297, 585 nucleotides. It is a transcript of the gene bphC2, whose product is annotated as Biphenyl-2,3-diol 1,2-dioxygenase 2. The record is from RefSeq and is a predicted model, not a curated record. Lineage: Eukaryota; Fungi; Ascomycota; Sordariomycetes; Hypocreales; Clavicipitaceae.
AUGGUCAACAACUUCAACCAGUGGGAUGGCAAAGUCCUACCCCCUUCCGCUUUUGCCCACGUUGUCCUCCGAACGAACAACUUGCCGCGAAUGAGGGCCUUUUAUAUCGAGUUUCUCGGCGCGCGUGUUGUUCACGAAAACGACUCUCUUACAUUUAUUACCUAUGACGACGAACACCACCGCCUGGCGCUCGUCCAGCAUCCGGACCUGAGUCCCAAAGUAAAAGCAAGCUGUGGCGUGGACCACUUUGCCUACGCCUACAGCACUCUCUCCGACUUGCUCCUGUCCUAUAGACACCGGCAAAGGGGUGGCAUGCUGCCCUUCUGGUCCGUCAACCACGGCCCAACCAUUAGUCUCUAUUAUAAAGACCCGGAUGGCAACGUCAUCGAGCUGCAGGCGGACAAUUUCGACACCAACCACGAGACGGAUGCGUUUAUGAAGAGUGCAUCUUUUGCAGAGAACCCCGUGGGGACGGAUGUCGAUCCUGAAGAUCUCAUCAGGCGGCUUGAGAGUGGCGAGAGCGAGGUGGUGCUAAAGAGACGGGUGGAGAUUGGGCCAAGAAGCAAAGGCCCGGGAUCGGAUUGA